AUGGGCAAGUUGAUAUGCUGCCCAUGGGCCAACAGUGAAGCUUUGACCUGUCUUCAUGUGACACGACCCUAUGCUUCCAUACCAUCUACAGAAGUCAAGAGACAAAAGCUACAUAUCUUCUGCGAUGCUUCAAUCAAGGCAAUCGCUGCUGUAGCAUACCUAAAGACCAUUGAUGACAAAGAACAAUGCCAUGUAGGAUUCGUCAUGAGUCGGACCAAACUGGCACCUCUCCGCGAACACACAAUACCCAGACUGGAGCUCUGUGCUGCUGUGCUUGCAGUGGAGUUGGCUGAACUUAUAACUUCAGGAAUAGGCCUAGAAAUCAAAGAAGUCGAGUUCCACACGGACAGUAAGGUAGUCCUAGGAUAUAUCUGCAACGAAACUAGACGCUUUUAUGUCUACGUCUCCAAUCGGGUGCUGAGGAUCAGGAGAUCCACUAGUCCUCAACAGUGGCACUACGUGCCUACACAACAUAAUCCUGCAGACCACGCGACCAGAUCCGUCGCAGCCUGCCACCUGAAAGCCACAACAUGGUUCACAGGUCCUGCGUUCCUGUACCGUUCAACUGCUUGCGAUAUUGGAUACGACACAUUUGAAUUGAUAGACCCAGACGCGGAUGAAGAGAUCCGACCUGAAGUGUCUGUCCUUAACACAGUGACUUCUGAUCAUCAACUUGAAUCUCACCGUUUCAGCAGGUUCUCCACCUGGAUGUCUCUGGUCCGUGCGAUAGCCAUCUUGAUUCAUAUAGCUAAGUCCUACACAUCUACAGUAACUGUGAGUCAGAAACCUUGUAAAGGUUGGCAUCACUGCAAGAACGCCUUUACUGCUUCCAAUCUGGAGAAGUCCAAGGACAUAAUAAUCCACACAAUUCAAUCUGAAUGUUACACUAAGGAGAUAGAAUACCUCAGAAAAGGCCAAACAGUCUCCAAAGACAGUGCUUUGAGAAAGCUUGAUCCCGUCAUUGAUCGGAAUGGGUUGAUGAGAAUAGGAGGCCGUCUUCAGGAGGCCAAAGUAGAAUUCAGAGAAAAACAUCCUAUAGUACUUCCAGGACAUCACCAUGUUACGACCCUACUCAUACGACAUCACCAUGUUCAAACAAAACACCAAGGACGAUUGUUUACUGAAGGGAAUCUACGAGCUGCUGGAAUAUGGAUUGUGGGAGCAAAGAGACGUGUAAGCCAGGUCAUUUUCAACUGCAUCACCUGUCGCAAACUUCGUGGUGUGUCUCGGAACCCAAAAAUGGCCAGUCUCCCAGCUGAAAGACUCAACACAGAUCCUCCCUUCACGAACGUUGGCUUAGACGUAUUUGGUCCCUGGUCAGUGGCUACCAGACACACAAGAGGCGUUCACACCGGUGCAAAGCGUUGGGCAGUCCUGUUUACGUGCAUGUCCAGCAGGGCAGUCCAUAUAGAAGUGAUCGAAUCUAUGGAUGCUUCCAGCUUCAUAAAUGCAUUCCGACGGUUUAUCGCCAUUAGAGGACCUGUGAAAUGUAUUCAUUCAGAUAGAGGCACGAAUUUCGUUGGAGCAGUAAAAGAACUCCAAAUUCCUUCCAACUUGGAUACUGCCAAAGUGGACAGAUACCUAAAUGAGCAAGGAUGCACAUGGACCUUUAAUCCACCUCAUUCUGGGAAAGGAUGAUAGGGAUAGCAAGGAAAAUCUUGGAUUCCAUCUUCUUGCAAGUAGGGAGUACAAGACUCACACAUGAAAGCCUGGUCACAUUCUUGGCAGAAGUCUCAGCCAUCAUGAACGCAAGCCCGUUGACUACCCUUUCCAGUGACCCUGAAGAUUUGAUGAUCCUUACCCCUGCCAUGUUACUCACACAGAAGACCAGCACCAUGAGUGCUCCACCUGGAGAAUUUACUGAAAAAGACCUGUAUAGACGUCAAUGGAGGCAGGUGCAAAAUCUUUCUAAUGUCUUCUGGGACAAGUGGAGAAAAGAGUAUGUCUCUACCUUGCAGUUAAGAAGGAAGUGGCAAACUAACGAGCCGAACAUCAGACCUGGGGAUGUUGUGCUCAUGAAAGACCACCAAUCACAUCGGAAUGAGUGGCCACUGGGCCUCAUCACCAACACGUUUCCGAGCAAGGAUGGGAGUGUACGUAAAGCCGAGGUCAAAAUCUGGAAGCUUGGCGAGUGCAAACUAUUCCUCAGACCAACCACAGAGCUUGUGUUGUUGUUUUCACCUGAGAAGACAAGUAGUGACGUCCGUUGACGUCAGGCGGGGAGUGUUCUGCCCCACAUCAAGGGUUGAAGUAUCAUUCCUAUUCAACAAGUUAGAAUCUGUAUAGUAGUUACGUAACAGCGCCAUCUACUGGCAAUAGAAAUCCACUGUGAUUUAUGUUUCUCACAUUUGUAUAAUUAAAGUUGUUCUUCAGUAUGCAACUACAGUGCAUUGUGGGUAGCUAGUGCAUUCUGGGAAGGAGAAGGAAGCCACCAUAUUGUCUACAACAUAUAUUGCAUAGCUCUCUUUACAUUCCUGCUUCUUAAACCUCCAUUAUCCUACAGCCAGCAUAUCUGUUUUACCACACAACACACACAGACGCAAACACACAUGCGCACAUGCGCACAUACAUCUGUGUUCCUGUUUUCUAAUUGCAACUGACCACUUACGAUCAACAACCUGUUAUCAAUAAACAAGUUAGAUUACAA
Xenopus tropicalis (tropical clawed frog) is the source of this 2647-nucleotide messenger RNA. RefSeq lists its product as uncharacterized. Bases 1 to 1638 code for a protein of 545 amino acids. The transcript is spliced from 2 exons. Gene Ontology annotation, molecular function: nucleic acid binding. The record is from RefSeq and is a predicted model, not a curated record. Lineage: Eukaryota; Metazoa; Chordata; Amphibia; Anura; Pipidae.